AUGUUACCAUUAUUUUCCACAGACUCUACAAAUCAUGAAGAACUGAGAAUCAUCCUGGUUGGUAAAACAGGAUCAGGAAAGAGUGCAUCUGGAAACACCAUUCUGGGGGAUUCAACUGCUUUCAAAGAGGGCAUGUCACCUGAGUCUGUUACUGACGGCUGUCUCAGAAAAGAGGUAGAAAAAGGUGGAAGAAAAAUUGUUGUGAUUGACACUCCAGGGCUGUUUGACACAAGCAAAACACAAGAUGAGGUGAAAGCAAAAAUUGAAGAGUGCAUUGAACAGUCAGUUCCUGGACCACAUGCUUUCCUUUUAGUCAUCAGCCUGAAGUCAAGGUUCACACAAGAGGAACAGGAUGCUGUGAAGUGGAUUGAAGAAAACUUUGGUUCAGAUGCUUCCAUAUACACCAUAGUUCUGUUUACACAUGGUGACCUGCUGCAGGAUAAAUCAGUGAAAGACUAUUAUAAAGAAAGCAUACAUCUUAGAACACUGAUAAACAAGUGUGGAGGAAGGUACCAUUCACUCAUCAAUAAUCAGAAAGAAAGCAGAAAACAGGUCAAAAAUCUUCUAGAUAAAAUAGAGGAAAUGGUGGAAUUGAAUGGAGGAAGUCACUACACCAAUGAUAUGUAUGAGACAGCCCACAAGAGGCUUGAAGAAAGGGAAAAGAGGAGGAGAGAGGAAGAGCAAAGAAAAAAGGAAGAGGAAGAGGAAAAGCAAAGAAAAAGGGAAGAGAAAAAGCAAAGAAAAAGGGAAGAAAAGGAGAGGAUCAAAUUAAACAAGUGGUGUAAAAUGCUUGGUAUCGCUUCCGUGGGAUUAUUUGGUGCAGGAGCAUACUUUUCAUCAUAUGCUCUCAUGGCAAUAGGGGGAGCACUUGGAUAUUCUCAGUUAAAUUGCACAAUGGAAAUGUUUACUUAAGUAUAUGAGGUAGGACCACUAAACCUACACCAAUCCUCCAGCAAAGAAAAAACAAAGAAAAAAAUAAGUCAUGCAUCCAGUGAUGGUUGUACUUUUUAUUAUAUAAUACUGUGGUGCCAUUUCUGACCAAUCACUUGACAGGGUUUUCUGUUACAUAAAACUGACUACUUAAAAAAACAAAUACUUUGUAGUGUGUUCAUAUAGCAUAUUUAUUUUACUCUACUGAGUCAUUUAUAUGAUCCUUAGUAUAACUCAACUUCUAUCAUCUUCUGUCAUAUAGACAGAGGAACUUGGAA
This is a messenger RNA of Maylandia zebra (zebra mbuna), 1208 nucleotides long. Its product is annotated as GTPase IMAP family member 7. Lineage: Eukaryota; Metazoa; Chordata; Actinopteri; Cichliformes; Cichlidae. The record is from RefSeq and is a predicted model, not a curated record. Gene Ontology annotation, molecular function: GTP binding.